Molecule: messenger RNA, 2895 nt
Organism: Periophthalmus magnuspinnatus
Lineage: Eukaryota; Metazoa; Chordata; Actinopteri; Gobiiformes; Gobiidae
Gene: mmp2
Product: matrix metallopeptidase 2
Exons: 13
Coding region: 174-2141 (655 amino acids)
Biological process (GO): tissue remodeling; extracellular matrix organization; proteolysis
Cellular component (GO): extracellular matrix
Molecular function (GO): zinc ion binding; metalloendopeptidase activity
Source: RefSeq, a predicted model, not a curated record
AGUGCGUGUGCAAGCACAAAUCAUAAAGUUAGAGGAACCGAGGUGCAGGAUGGGCCGCUGAAGAAGAGAGAGAGAAAAAAUCAGCAGAGAGAAGCAGAAGGCAGCAUUAUCGGACAGACUGGGCACUACUGCAGCCAUAGACACUGAGCAAGUCGUGUAGAUUUAAAGCAAACAUGGAUUUCUCGACAAUAUUCUGUUGUCGUGUAUUCCCUAAAAUGUUUUUGCUCCUGUUCAUUGCUUUAAAGUCUGCAAACGCUGCUCCUUCGCCUAUUAUCAGAUUUCCAGGAGACGAUACUCCCAAAACAGACAAAGAAGUUGCCUUGCACUAUUUGAAUAAAUUCUAUGGAUGUCCACAAGACAGAUGUAACUUGAUGAUGUUGAAGGACACUCUAAAGAAAAUGCAAAAGUUUUUUUCUCUGCAAGAAACUGGAGAGAUUGAUGCCAAAACUGUGGAGAUCAUGAAAAAGCCCCGCUGUGGCGUCCCAGAUGUGGCCAAUUACAACUUCUUCCAUAGAAAACCAAUGUGGCAGAAGAAAGACAUCACCUACAGAAUCCUGGGACACACACCAGAUCUUGAUGAGGAGGUCAUAAAUGACGCUUUCUUCAGAGCCUUUAAAGUGUGGAGUGAUGUCACCCCUCUCACAUUCACAAGACUUAUGGACGGAGAGGCUGACAUCAUGAUCAACUUUGGUCGUAAUGAGCAUGGCGAUGGAUAUCCUUUUGAUGGCAAAGACGGCCUUCUGGCCCAUGCCUUUGCCCCUGGUCCUGGGAUUGGAGGAGACUCUCACUUUGAUGAUGAUGAACAGUGGACUCUUGGAGAGGGACAAGUUGUCAAAUCAAAGUUUGGCAAUGCUGACGGAGAGUUUUGUAAAUUCCCAUUCCUGUUUAUGGGCACUGAAUACAACAGCUGUACUGCUCAGGGCCGUGAUGAUGGAUUCUUGUGGUGCUCCACAACCUACAACUUUGAUGAAGAUGGCAAAUACGGUUUCUGCCCCCAUGAAUUGCUGUUCACCCUCGGUGGAAAUGCUGAAGGAGCUCCAUGCAAAUUCCCCUUCACCUUUCAAGGAGAGAAAUAUGACGGAUGCACCACUCAAGGAAGAGAUGAUGGCUACCGCUGGUGCGCCACAACUGAGGACUACGACAGAGACAAGACCUAUGGAUUCUGUCCUGAAACCGCUAUGUCAACAGUUGGAGGAAAUGCAGAGGGAAGCCCUUGUGCCUUUCCAUUCACCUUCCUUGGAAACACAUAUGAGUCCUGCACCACUUCAGGUCGCAGUGAUGGCAAGAUGUGGUGCGCAACUACUAAGAGUUAUGAUGACGACCGCAAAUGGGGAUUUUGCCCUGACCAAGGCUACAGCUUGUUCCUGGUGGCAGCACAUGAGUUUGGUCAUGCUCUUGGUUUGGAGCACUCCCAGGAUCCUGGAGCACUGAUGGCUCCUGUUUACACUUUUACCAAGGACUUCCGUCUUUCUCAGGAUGAUAUCAGUGGCAUUCAGGAGCUCUAUGGUGUGCCAACAGACAAGCCAUUGCCACCCACACAGGGUCCAGUUACUCCCAUGGACAUCUGUAAUGAACCUGUUGUCUUUGAUGCUGUGGCCCAAAUCAGAGGAGAGACGUUCUUCUUUAAGGACAGGUUCCUGUUCAGGUCAGUGAACUUCAGAAGCAAGCCAAGUGGACCAAUGCUUGUCGGCACCUACUGGCCAGACCUUCCUACCAAAAUUGAUGCAGCCUACGAAAACCACGAUGAAAAAACUGUAUUCUUUGCUGGAAAUGAGAUGUGGGUGUAUAAAGCAGAUGAACUGGAAAGAGGUUAUCCCAAGAGGCUCUCAAGUCUUGGGCUGCCCGCUGAUAUCCAGCAAAUUGAUGCUGCUUUCAACUUCAGGAAAAACAGGAAGACCUACUUAUUUUCUGGAGACCAGUUCUGGAGGUAUGAUGAGAGCAGACAGUCAAUGGAUCCAGGCUUUCCAAAACUUAUUGCUGAUUCUUGGAACGGCAUCCCUGACAACAUUGACAGUGCUUUCAGCCUGAAUGGAAUUGAUUACAGCUACUUCUUCAAAGGCAACCACUAUUUCAAAUUGGAAGACAGCAGCUUGAAGAUUGUUAAACUUGGUGAAAUCACAAAAGACUGGCUGGGUUGUUAGGCUUUUUGAAUCACACAUAACUGGUAUUUUUAGCAGUGAUGUCUUGCCUCUGGACAUUGCCACACACAUAAUGAAGUAUCCUAUCCACUGACACUGCCUCUUAGGCUUUAUCAUGAGGUUGCAGUUUUAGCUGAAACCCCCUCUAAAAACUAAAAUAGGCAAAAGGAUAUGAUACGUUAUUGAUGCUGUCUUAUUUUGACAGUUUUACCAGUUUCUGUAUAAACCCAUGUUUGACUGGAUUCCCUUUUGUUGUUUUGAUUUUUUGUUUACUAAGACAUCAGGUAUGUCCACAAUGCACUGAACACAGUGCUGUAAUAUGCUGUGACAUAGUACAAAACCAGUAAGACUUACAAUAACAUGUAAGAUAUCUCCAUUGUUUGUAUGAUUUUAUUUUUUGUUUUUUUUGUGUGCAAUACAUUUCAUUUAACUGAAUGUGCACAACAUGUCUGACCGAAAAUGGUGCUUUAAAAUUAGCUUUUGCUUGCUGUCCUUAACAUGUAACAUUUAACAUUUACCUAGCACUUUGUAUUGGACUGUGUGUGGCUUUGUAUUAUGGAAGCCAGUAUAUUGCUAAAAUUACUUUUUGGAUUUCCAGAGAAAGAUUUUAAGGCACAGGUUGCCUCAAGAAGAUGUUCAGGUUGUUGCAUAGUUAUGUUUUAUUAUUUACAUACCUUUUUUGUACUGUAGAUAUUGCUAUGUGUUGGGCACUUUGUCAUCAAUUAAGAUGGUCAAUAAAUUACAUUUGAGAUGUUGA